Molecule: messenger RNA, 5796 nt
Organism: Vicugna pacos (alpaca)
Lineage: Eukaryota; Metazoa; Chordata; Mammalia; Artiodactyla; Camelidae
Source: RefSeq, a predicted model, not a curated record
UCUCAGCAAGCUGAACAAUGGCAGUUGAGUGGAUUUUGAAAAAUGUCUGAAGUUUAGUGGGUGGCAUCUACCUGCUGCCUUCUCCCCAUCCUUUACAAAAGAAUAAGUGGGAUGUUUGAGAAGAGAGCUGUAUUAAAAGAAGAGUGUUACAAAUGGCUUCAGAAUCUUUGAAUGCAAAACAAGCUAGGAAUCGCCUCACAAAGGGAAAAAGGCAGCAGCACCAGCAAAUAAAGAACAGAUCUUCAGUCAGUGAUGGUGAUGGAGAAGAUUCCUUUAUCUUUGAAGCAAAUGAAGCUUGGAAAGAUUUUCAUGGUUCUCUUCUUCAGUUUUAUGAAAAUGGAGACCUUUGUGAUGUCACACUGAAGGUUGGCUCAAAGCUAAUCUCUUGUCACAAACUGGUAUUGGCUUGUGUUAUUCCCUACUUCAGAGCCAUGUUUCUCUCUGAAAUGGCUGAAGCCAAGCAAACACUGAUUGAGAUCAGAGAUUUUGAUGGUGAUGCAAUAGAAGACUUGGUAAAGUUUGUCUAUUCUUCACGGCUCACGUUGACUGUUGACAACGUCCAGCCUCUGUUAUAUGCAGCCUGUAUUCUACAGGUUGAACUGGUGGCUAGAGCUUGUUGUGAAUACAUGAAGUUACAUUUUCAUCCCUCCAACUGUCUGGCAGUAAGAGCCUUUGCAGAAAGUCACAAUCGAAUAGACUUAAUGGACAUGGCAGAUCAGUAUGCUUGUGAGCAUUUUACUGAAGUGGUGGAGUGUGAAGACUUUGUAAGUGUGUCACCCCAGCAUCUCCAUAAACUUUUGUCCUCCAGUGAUCUAAAUAUUGAGAAUGAAAAGCAGGUCUAUAGUGCAGCCAUCAAGUGGCUUCUUGCCAAUCCCCAGCAUCAUUCCAAAUGGUUGGAUGAAACACUUGCACAGGUUCGUUUGCCGCUGUUGCCAGUUGACUUUCUUAUGGGUGUUGUGGCAAAAGAACAGAUUGUCAAGCAAAAUCUAAAAUGUAGAGAUUUAUUGGAUGAAGCAAGAAAUUAUCACCUUCACUUGAGUAGCAGAGCAGUACCUGACUUUGAAUACUCCAUUCGGACUACUCCAAGGAAGCAUACUGCUGGUGUGCUGUUUUGUGUAGGUGGUCGAGGUGGAUCAGGUGACCCCUUUCGCAGUAUUGAAUGCUAUUCUAUCAACAAAAACAGUUGGUUCUUUGGACCAGAAAUGAAUAGUCGAAGGCGACAUGUGGGUGUAAUUUCAGUGGAAGGUAAAGUGUAUGCAGUGGGUGGACAUGAUGGAAAUGAACAUUUAGGUAGUAUGGAGAUGUUUGAUCCUCUCACUAAUAAAUGGAUGAUGAAGGCAUCAAUGAACACAAAGAGGCGAGGAAUUGCCUUGGCCUCCUUGGGAGGCCCAAUAUAUGCAAUUGGAGGUUUAGAUGACAACACUUGUUUCAACGACGUGGAGAGAUAUGACAUAGAAUCUGAUCAGUGGAGUACAGUGGCACCAAUGAACACUCCCCGUGGAGGAGUCGGCUCUGUGGCUCUUGUGAACCAUGUUUAUGCAGUAGGUGGCAAUGAUGGAGUAGCUUCUCUAUCUAGUGUGGAGAGGUAUGAUCCACAUCUCGAUAAGUGGAUAGAAGUUAAAGAAAUGGGUCAGCGAAGAGCAGGCAAUGGAGUUAGUGAGCUCCAUGGUUGCUUAUACGUUGUUGGAGGUUUUGAUGAUAAUUCUCCUCUGAGUUCAGUUGAGCGGUACGACCCUCGAAGCAACAAGUGGGAUUAUGUAGCAGCCCUUACCACUCCCAGGGGUGGAGUGGGGAUCGCGACAGUGAUGGGCAAAAUCUUUGCAGUUGGUGGUCAUAAUGGCAAUGCAUACUUAAAUACAGUAGAAGCAUUUGAUCCAGUGCUGAAUAGGUGGGAGCUUGUUGGAUCUGUGUCUCACUGCAGAGCUGGAGCAGGUGUAGCUGUGUGUGCCUGUUUAACUAGCCAAAUUCGAGAUGUAGGUCAUGGAUCCAGUAAUGUGGUUGACUGUAUGUGAUGGGAGUUCCAGCACCAACUAUUUAGUCAUAUCUGAUAGGGAAGAAAGACAACUAGGAUUUUGUAAUGACCGCCUUUGAACAGUUUUAACAACUACUAGAGUCUUAUUUAAAUGUAAACUUGUAUUGUGACUAAGCAUAACUUUUGGAAUGGUAACUGAAGAAUUACUAGUAAUAAAGUUCAAUUUGCUAUUUCCCACUGUAGCAAAUAACGAAGUAGGGAAGGAAGACAGUCUAACCUGAAACCAUACCUCCAAAAAAAUGUUUAAAUUAGUGCCAAAACUUGGAAAUCUCUUUUUAAAAAAGUGUGGAUGAAUCAAAAUGUAAAAUGGAUUCAUUUGCUGAGCUUUACCUUUUGCCUAAAGGUGUUAACCUUAGGCAAUGGAUUUUUCCUAGAGGGGAAGUUAGAACCUAUUCAUCAACACAAGGAUACCAGGACACAUAAUGGACCUGCUCCAAUUGAAGAUCAUUUCUCUUUGGUGCUGAUGAAUUGAUGGUGUGCUUUUUUUAGGUGUUGAUUUUUCAAUUUCUUGGAUAUUUACAGAAGUAUAAAAAGUGUUUUUUCACCUUUCUGAGUGCCCCUUGGCUGCAUUUUCAGAAUUUUAUAGGGAUGCUGUAAGAAGCCCUUAAUUUCAGUUUGAAUUGUUAGGACACCAAAAGACCUAACAGAACUAUUUCCAUCUGAACGAAUCUACACUUUUAUUUUUUCAUCUCACGCAAAAAGGAUUUGUUUCAUAAUAAGCAGAAAUGGAGCCAGAGGAGAUACUGGAGAAGAAGGCUUUAGAGUCGACAUUAUUCUAGUGCCAGGUGAGAUACCGUGAGAGUGAAUGGUAUUCAUGACACGACUCCCUAAUGGAAGGACUCUGAAAAUAUGUUUAACUCUCCUCGUUGAUUUAUUCAUUUGAUUUUGAACCCAAGAUUUAUUAACUUUCUAUUUUGCUAUUUGCCACCAUCAUAGUUUUUCUAACUGUACAGAAUCUGGAUUUAUUUAUUAUCAGAAAAGGAAUGCAUUUUUAUAAAAACCCUUUACAGACUAUACUUUAUGAUUAGUUCAAGAUACUGUAAAAACAGGAAAAUUGGAACUACUGUUUUUUCUGUUACAUUUAUUCCUCUCGUGUAUUUAUUGAACUUUAAUUGAAAUUUUCUUUACAUUAAUUUGAAGCUAGAUAUUGAUACACCUACUGAUCUAACUGCUCUUCAUGGUUUUACCAGUGUUAUAAAAUGGCCUAUUCAUUAUAUGUAUUUAUUUUAUAAAUAUUUAUGAUGACUAUUAAAAUAUUCUAUUUUGUAUUUGCAGUGUAGUUCAGUAUCUCUCUUCCAGGCCUUCCUAAAUUUCGUUCAGUCAUGCCUUAGACUUAGUAUAGUUCACUGCUGGUCAGUUAUCUUGUUCACAAGGAAGCUGGGGCAGUGAGGAAUACUUCCCCUAUAUAUGCAGCCCUGAAGUUCAUUGCCUAGUAGGUGUAAUGGUCCUCAUGGAAUGGCAGCCUGGGCUUAUCAGUACAAUAAGACAGAAAGCCACAUUGCAAAAGCCUAGUGCCUUGGGUAUAUUCGAUCAGAAAAAGAAAAACUGUGAGAAGCCUUGGCUAGCAGAUAAAGGUCUUUCACGAAGCAGAUUUAAAAGUUCCCAAAUUAUGCCAUUUUUUUUCUGUCAGCCUCUGGGCAAGUCCAUAAGUCAUUGUUGGAUCUGAACCAGUGUUCUCUUGUACAACUGUACCCAUAUUUCAGUCAGUCCCAAAAGCAUUUAACUCUGUAGCACUCACUGGGCUGGCUACAACUGGCUGAAUGUGGGGAAUAAGGCUCAAAACCUGGCUUCAGCUAUUUCUCAUGUCUAAUGGAGUUCUUGUAUUAUAAUGCAUUUCUUGUAUUAUAAUGUUUUUAUGAUUACUAGUGUGUUAUAUUUAUUUUUGUAGGGGAGGGAAUCUUAUUGUUUCUAAGAUUACUUAGAAUGUUUUUUUCUUGAACAUAUUUCUGCCUUUGUCAUGUGUAUAGAUUAUAGGAGCAUGAAGGUAUUACAUUUCCAUUACUGCUUUUGUCUAUACAGUAGACUUCUAACAUCCUAAGUGGAUCCCCUAGCUACCCAUAAAAUAUGGAAAUAAAGGGAACAUGUGGCUGGCUGUUACAUCAUGUGUGAGCAGAAAUGUAGCCUUGAAGGACCUGACAGUGGUUUGAAAAGAUUAAAAGUAGAAUCCAUAUGCAGUCUCUAUUAAAAACAUUCAUUGAGAUAUGCAAUGUGAAUCAGGCAGAAGGAAUCAUGCAAUUGAAAGAUGAUUAUAUCCAUAGGAAUAGAAAGAUGAAAUAUUCAAAGAGGAUGGCUACAGGCCUGUAACUUUAACUUCAGAUGUUAAUAUAACUACCAAAAGGACAUAAAAUAGAGCUAAAAUUCAGAAAUUAUAAAUGGAAAACAGAAAAAAGUGAAAAUUUACACAUUUCUUUAAGAAAUAUUUCUAGAAAUAUUGUUUGAUUCUCCCAUAUAGUUACUAAAGCCAGUGCUUUUACUGUGUUGCACUGCCACUUUAAAAACAAAUUACGUGAUAAUUGCUUUUGACUAAUUUUACUAUAUCCUCUGUAACUAAUUGAUCAUUUUAAAAUAUAUGAAUAAACUUUGUACUCCCUCCUAGGAGUAUUAUUCAUUCCCUUAACUCCUAAAUGCAUUUUGAGCUUAAUGCCUAGAUAAGAGAUUGUUGAAAUUGUAUAAACUACUCUUGCAAACGGUAAACUUGAGUUUUCUUUGUUCCUUUCCAUGUCUUAUAUGAUAGAGAAUGCGUUUAGAAUCUAAUUCAUGUCUUAGUUAAGAAUGUUUUCUGUGGUUUAUCAUACCAGACUUUUAAAGAAACUAUACUGGAAUGUCAUUGACUUUCUUUUUUUCCUUUAUGUAGAGUUAUAAGUGUCAAUAAAACUUCUCUAUAUUUUCUUAAAAUCAUGUAUAAAUUUAUGUAGUACUAUUCCAGCAAGUCAGAAUAAUUAUCAUAUAUACUACCAGGUACUGAGAUCAGAAAGUUAGGUUCACAUCAGUGCUUUUUAUUGAUUCAAAACAUAUUGUGUGUAUUUAUUAUAAAUAGGAACUGCUUUCUGUACAGUCUGUUUUUCAUUGAUUGCUUUUUAUAGAAUCUUUUCACAACUAUGUAAUUGUUUAUUUUCCAUCCCUCAGAUACAAAGAUUUAGUAGGUUGACUGUAACAUUAUUCUCCUCAAAGAAAUGAUCUUCAUAUUUAACUGAAAAUAGGAAGAUUUUUGUUACCUUACAAAAAUUGAAAGUUAAAAGCAGCCGAUUUAAGCAAUUGUCUCUUCAGCAAUUGCAGGCUUGUAGUAUAUAAAUGUGAUUCUUUAUGCAUUAAAUGGAUGUUGUCCUUCCAAUUAGUAACCUCAUGAAGCAUGAAUUUUGUUUUUCUACCUAUCUUGCCAUUGCUAAAAACUUUUCUGAAACUCCUCUUUGAAAAUAGCCUGAAGAUCCAUUUUUAGGUCUCUUGAGAGUUAAUUAGUCUCAUCAUAGUCAUAUGUUAAUUUUGACCAGAACUUAACUUGAUAAUGACAUUGUGUACUUCAUUCAUCAGACUUGAUUUCAAAAUAUUUUAUGAUUAUCACAGGUGAAAUUCUACCUGCAAAGAAUUAAGAUUUUCCUCCUGGAAAGAAUUUUUUCAAAAAUCAACAGUUCCAAUGGAAGAUUUCUAAAAUUACCCUAAGCAAUAGUAAUUUGAGUAAAAAAGUAUUUAUCUUCUUUAGAAAGACAAUUACUGCAUGAUUUCACCUAUAUGUGGAAUCUGAAAAAAAAACAAAUGAACAAACAUAA